Nylanderia fulva is the source of this 2832-nucleotide messenger RNA. RefSeq names its product Leucyl-tRNA synthetase, mitochondrial (gene LeuRS-m). Gene Ontology annotation, cellular component: mitochondrion. Gene Ontology annotation, biological process: leucyl-tRNA aminoacylation; mitochondrial translation. The record is from RefSeq and is a predicted model, not a curated record. Gene Ontology annotation, molecular function: leucine-tRNA ligase activity; ATP binding. NCBI's taxonomy places the organism in Eukaryota, Metazoa, Arthropoda, Insecta, Hymenoptera, Formicidae.
GUAGUUUAUCUAGAGUCGUAUAAGAAAAUGGCAGCGUACAUGGUAUAAUAAUAUGUACAAUCUUGAAUGUGAUAUAAUAAGGGAAACGUUCCGUGUCACUCUGUUCUUACGGGAAAAAUCAUAUUCUAUAAUGGUGCAAAAUAUGUCGCGCUCCUUUAAAAUACUGUCUCGAUAUAAGAUACGAAGAUUUUGCAGUAGUAGUCUUCACCGGCAAACAUCACCUGCGAUUAAUAUAUCAUCGUAUGCGGAAUGCACACUUUCUGUGAAGCAAAAGAUGGAAAGUUAUUGGAGAGAUAAAGUUAAUUCUUACAAAUAUAAUAAUGACAUAAAAGAUAAAUUUUAUGUGCUUUCUAUGUUUCCAUAUCCAUCUGGAGCUUUGCAUAUGGGUCAUGUUAGAGUUUAUACAAUAAGUGAUGUCUUAGCUCGAUUUUACAGACUCAAAGGUAAAAAUGUGAUUCAUCCUAUGGGUUGGGAUGCUUUUGGAUUACCAGCGGAAAAUGCUGCUAUUGAAAGAAAAAUUGAUCCUGCUGUAUGGACAAAUGAAAAUAUAAAGACAAUGCGUAACCAAUUGAACAAGCUGAAUUAUUCUUUUGAUUGGGAGAGAGAAUUUGCAACUUGUGAUGUAGAUUAUUAUAAAUGGACACAGGAAUUGUUUCUAAAAUUGUUUGAUAAAGGUUUGGCCUAUCAAAAGAAAGCCUAUGUUAAUUGGGAUCCUGUUGAUCAAACUGUACUAGCUGAAGAACAGGUAGACUUGAAUCAACGAUCUUGGAGAUCUGGUGCAAUAGGAAAAAAAUUAUUAAAUCAAUGGUUUAUUAGAACAACAGCUUUUGCAAAAUCAUUGAUGGAAGGUUUAAAUGAUCCAAGCUUGAAGGAAUGGAGAGAUAUUAUAAAGUUGCAAAAGCACUGGAUAGGUGAUUGUAAUGGUAUUAAUAUUGAUUUUAAAUUGAUAUCCAAAAUUCCAGACUUUCCAGAGACAAUAAACUUAUGGACUGACUUGCCAGAAUUUAUAGAGUAUGCAAAGUUUGUUGCUAUAUCUCCUCAAAGUAUAUUAAAUCGUGAAGAACACACAUAUGAUUUAGAAAACGGUAUAAAAGGUUUAGAUGCAAAAAUAAUAAAUCCAUUUUCUGGUGAAGAGUUGCCGAUUUUUAUCACUGAUAAAGUGGUUUAUCCACCAUGGAGAGAUACCCGUUUGGGUAUACCUUCGGCGUCAAUGGAAGAUUUAAAAUUUUCCGAGUUAGUUGGAAUAGCAUUUACGCGACAUUCGAUACGUAGCUAUGAACAGCAACAGCAAAAGAUAUCAGAAAUAUUCCAGAAAGCUAGAGAACUGGGAAUAGGCGGAUAUCCAGUAAGUUCGAGAUUACAAGAUUGGUUAAUCUCUAGACAAAGGUAUUGGGGUACACCUAUACCUAUUAUUCAUUGUACAAAUUGUGGUGCUCAACCAGUACCUCGCGAUCAACUUCCUGUGACAUUACCAAAGAUAAUACACUCAUCGUCUAAUAAAGGAUUUUCCAUCCACGAUGCAAAAGAUUGGUUGCAGACAGAAUGUCCCAAGUGUAGAGGAAAGGCGACUAGGGAAGCCGAUACUAUGGACACGUUUGUAGACAGCAGCUGGUAUUAUUUAAGAUUUAUAGAUCCCAAAAAUACAAAGGAGAUGUUUUCGAUAGAAAAAGCUAAAGAUACUUUUCCUGUGGAUCUUUACAUAGGUGGAAAAGAACAUGGUGUGCUCCACUUAUACUAUGCGAGAUUUGUGAGUCACUUCUUGCAUUCAGAAGGUCUUAUACCAUGUCGAGAACCAUUUAGACAGCUUCUUGUGCAAGGAGUAAUAAUGGGUAAAACAUAUAAAACUAAAAAUACAGGUAAAUAUGUGCCAGAGGAUGAUGUAAUAAAAGAAGGAGAACAAUAUAAAACAAAAUCUGGAGAACUUGUCUCUAUGAAUUGAAAAAUGUCGAAAUCAAAACACAAUGGGGUCGAACCUCUUAACUUAUUGUACAAAUAUGGAAUAGAUACAACUAGAUUAUUAAUAUUGGCUGAUGUUGCACCAACAUCCACUAGGAAUUGGUCGGAAAAUACUAUUCCUGGUAUAAAAAAUUGGCAAAAUCGUAUUUGGAGCACUGUUAAACAAUUUAAAAGUGAACGUGACAAUAUGUCACUGGAAGAACUCAAAAAUGAACCUACUGAUCCUAAAUAUAUUGAACACAAUGCAUAUAUGUUUGAUAGUCGAAAUUAUUUUCUCAAAAAUACAACAUAUAUCAUAGCAAAAUCACAGCAACUUAGUAUAGCAAUAUCUAGAAUGCAAGGUCUUACAAAUAGUUUGCGAAAGGUUUGUUUGGAAUGUUUAAGAAAAAGUCGCGAAUAUGAACGAGCAUUAGCAGUUCAAAUUAUAAUGCUUGCCCCAUUUGCUCCACAUUUUGCUUCCGAGUUAUGGGCUACUUUUUGUUCUGUGAAACAUCAUCUUAUAGAUAAUAACGAAGUAAGCUUGGACAAAGAUGUAUUCGAACAAAAAUGGCCAGAAAUUGAUAUGGAUUAUAAACUUGCACUGAAUAUCUAUGUAAACAAAAGACAAUUUUUAAAAUUGAAAAUUCCUCGACAUACAUUGGACGAAAUGACAGCAGAGAUGGCACUGGAAUAUGUGAUUCUUGAUCCACAUUAUCAAAACAAUUCAGAUGAUAAAAAUAUUGUAGAAAUCAAGCUUCAAUCAGAGAAAGGCUGCGAUGCAACAUUGUAUAUAACCAUGGAAAAACAGAAAGAAAAUAUUAGGAAUAUUAUUACAGACGAAAGAUAAGUAUUAUAAUACUUUUUUAAAUAUAAUAUUAAAUAUUGAUACAAAUUGUA